AUGGCAGAACAAAAAAUGAAACUCGAAGACUGGCUGGAUGACCUGUGUGUCCGCUUUAUCAUCAACCUCCCUCGAGAAGAGUUGGAGUCGGUUGAACGAAUAUGCUUUCAGGUGGAAGAAGCACAAUGGUUCUACGAAGACUUCAUUCGGCCAUUCGACCCCAACCUCCCCUCUCUGAACCUUCGUAGCUUCGCACUGCUCAUCUUCCAGCAUUGCCCGCUGAUGUCCCAAUGGUCCAGCUACCACCACUCUACUGCCUUCUCCGAGUUUCUGGCCUACAAAACUCGCGUUCCUGUCCGUGGUGCGAUUCUCCUCAACGAAGCUAUGGAUGAGGUCGUUUUGGUGAAAGGAUGGAAGAAAACUGCAGGCUGGAGCUUCCCUCGCGGAAAAAUAAACAAAGACGAAAAGGACUUGGACUGUGCUGUCAGGGAGGUUUACGAGGAAACUGGAUUCGAUAUUAAGCAAGCCGACCUUAUCGAGGAUGAGGCCAAAGUCAAGUAUAUUGACAUCUCCAUGAGAGAACAGAAUAUGCGGUUGUACGUGAUUCGGGGAGUAUCAAAGGAAACUCAUUUCGAAGCGAGAACAAGAAAGGAAAUCAGCAAAAUCGAGUGGUACAAACUCUCGGAUCUUCCCACUCAAAAGAGAAUCAAGCAAGAAGAAGGCAAUGCUUCUAACUCCAACAGGAACAAAUUUUACAUGGUUGCUCCAUUCUUAGGGCCCUUGAAGAAGUGGAUAUCCCUUCAAAAGAAAAGAGAUCUUCAAGCGACCAAUUUAACCGCACAGAUGGGUGCCGAAAACGCAGGCAACGAGACAGCCGAAGAGGGCCCAGAACUGCAAAUUAGUGGCGCUCUGCCAAUCGACCACGCCAUUGAAACGACCUAUCCGACGAGUUUAUCUGGAGCUCCUACAAAUACAGAUCCUUCUGUUCAAUUAAAACGACUUCUAAAUAUCGGAACAACCAACACGCCAAUUCAGCCGGCUCUCACAUCUGAGCAAAAUAUGCCUGGCGCCACACCAGGCUCUGCUCUCUUAGAGUUACUCAGAAAGGGCUCAGAUGUUCUUACCCAGUACCCAGAGCAAAGAUUUGCUCCUUUACCGUUAUCGGCAGAACCAGCAGGCCCGGUUACAUAUCCCUUCCAUUUACCUGCAAUUCACCCAACCAACAACAACAAUACCCCGCGAUCCACCGCCAUGUCUGGCUCAAAUCUUGGGAUUAUUGGACAGGGUGUCCCAAAUCGGUCUAACAUAACACACUAUAAUCCUCAGGUUUUCGCACCAGCUGCGUUUCCUCCUGGAAAUGGCUGUCCACCGUUUCUACCUGAACAGUUGCACCGUUUCCCACAGCCGCCUCCACCGCAGCCUCCAUCGCAUUUGGGACCUGGGCCAUUUUCAGGUUAUCCACAUCAUCUAGAACAACGCAACAGGCCCUGGUUGGCACAAGGUCCAGCCCCAUUGCCAAACCAGAUGUUCGAUAAUAUACAGCGAGAGACACCCACAAAGACAGAGCUUCCUAGAUACCAGAAUGGAUCACAGUCGGAACGACCUUCAAACUUUCAAGCCCCGUCUAUUCCGCCUGCAAGCAAACUUCCACCGCCGAAACUGAACAGUCACACUCUUGCACUGCUAAAUGUGUUUAAAGGCGACAGCUCGCAAAAGUCGCCGGAACAGCCCCCCAAUGCCCCCCGAGAAACCGGGGCUUCUAGAUCUGACCGAGAUAGCUUGUUGAAACUUUUGACCACAACGACUCCUCCGUCGGCGGCCCCCGAUUCACUACAGCAAGGGAACAUUACGACAAAGCAUCCAGAUAUGGCAAAUGGCAAAGCAAGGGUUACUCAAGCAAAAGGAGACGGAUAUCUAGGCCCUCCGCAAACCGUGGUAUCUGGACAAAAAGGUCAUCCAAGGCCGUCUAUGAAAGCCCAGACGAAAUCUCCAAAAAGCAAACCACCUGCUAAAUCAAAUGCAAGACGGUCUCCGCCACCAUUGUCAUCUGAACCUCAGUCUGCCCCUAAACAUAACAUCAUGAUUCUUCCUCGACCAACCCCGAUUGCGAAAGAAUCUCCUCCGACUAUACAGCCUUCCCAAACACCCCGUUCUCCAGUCAAGAAGCAUGCCAAAAUAUCAGAACUUACAAAGCCUUUCAAACCGAAAAUUCUCCGCCGGCCUGAUAAAGACAAUUUAGAGGCGUCUUUGGCAACUCAUACAGUAACUGUUAGCGCAUUUACUAAACCUCAAAGAGAGACGAUGUUGGAUGUGCCAAAGGUAACGGAGGAGCUUCCGAAUCCUCCGCCAAAUUAUGAUCGCCGCCAGACCCAGUCAAAUGCACACAAGGGAAAGUUUACUUGCUCUGUUCGGACAGCCAAGCACACCUACUGGACGGCCUGUUUCGAAAGGCAAGGAGGUCGAAUCCCCACAAUUGAAGUCGCCAGCGGAAUCCACCGCGGCCAGCUUACAAGGGGGUUCUUUGGCACGAAGUCAUACUGA
Messenger RNA from Uncinocarpus reesii 1704, 2481 nucleotides. RefSeq lists its product as uncharacterized. NCBI's taxonomy places the organism in Eukaryota, Fungi, Ascomycota, Eurotiomycetes, Onygenales, Onygenaceae. Gene Ontology annotation, biological process: nuclear-transcribed mRNA catabolic process, nonsense-mediated decay; deadenylation-dependent decapping of nuclear-transcribed mRNA. Gene Ontology annotation, molecular function: manganese ion binding; RNA binding; 5'-(N(7)-methylguanosine 5'-triphospho)-[mRNA] hydrolase activity. The record is from RefSeq and is a predicted model, not a curated record. Gene Ontology annotation, cellular component: cytoplasm; P-body. The transcript is spliced from 2 exons. Bases 1 to 2481 code for a protein of 826 amino acids.